Molecule: messenger RNA, 3951 nt
Organism: Penicilliopsis zonata CBS 506.65
Lineage: Eukaryota; Fungi; Ascomycota; Eurotiomycetes; Eurotiales; Aspergillaceae
Exons: 3
Coding region: 1-3951 (1316 amino acids)
Biological process (GO): autophagy of mitochondrion; reticulophagy; autophagosome assembly
Cellular component (GO): phagophore assembly site membrane; extrinsic component of membrane; Atg1/ULK1 kinase complex
Molecular function (GO): protein kinase binding; molecular adaptor activity
Source: RefSeq, a predicted model, not a curated record
AUGUCGCUGAAUAUCUAUAUCGCUCUGACAGGGGAGCGUCUGGUUGCAGAUCCGGUUUCGUUUGCCUCACCGGACGCCCUGCGAUCAUGGAUCUCUCGAAAUACACCUAUACCAGCCCAGCGGCAGAUUUUGAUGACUGCCCGUGGUAGAAAUGUUAAAGCCCAAACACUAGCAACAGAGACCGAGAUAUUUGUCUUCGACCGACGGUAUAUCGGUGAACCAGGAAACUACGAGAUCGCCGAAACACCCCUUCCGCAGUCGUUCCGACCGGAGACUCCUCCGGAUACGCUGGCCGAUCAGAAUGACCUGCAAGCAUGGCGAAACCUUUACAUGUCUCGAAGGAACUGGGCAUUGAAUCUUUCCGAACGUUGUGAGCAGCUUGCCACAGGUGCCUGGGAACAAAACGAGCGGACUGCAGUUAUAAACCGAGCGGUUGGAGUCGCCUUGGAAAAUCUGAAAUCCCACGUGGGCAGCUUGGAAAGCCGUUUUCAGGAGGCACAGGCGUGGGCGGAUAAUUUGGUGAAGGAACAAAAGGCAGCUCUGGACGGUUGGCAACGGGCGCUGGGAGCCCUGGACACGAUUGCUGCCCGGAAGGACUUUGCUUUCCUAGGACGGCCUUCGACGCCUAGGAAUGACAACGAUGCAUCGACGGGGACGCUGAGGGACUUUGUGGACGUAGGUGAUGUUUAUCGAGCCGGGGAUGAGGCUGCCUCUGUGCUACCUCGAUUUACGCAAGAGGUUGGUGAGAUUGAAAAGGGCGUGACAGAUAUUGUAUCGGACACGCAGAAAUUGCUGGAUGAAACACUCCCUCCGGUCGUGGAUGGGAUUGAUGGACUUCUUGAAGAGGUCGAAACCAUCACGAAGAAGAUCAGUUCCGACUAUGAACAUGUUCUCGGGCUGCCCAACAAUCAGAAGGCGCUGGCUAAUGCAUCGAGGCUUGCCUUAAGUCAUACCAAGGACCUUCUCCCAUCACUCCGAGAUAUAAGCGUCGAACUGCAGGCCGGAGGUAUCGAGGCUGUUCAGCGACGCAACGCCGCUGUGAGAAUAUCGCUAAGCCACAUGCGAGCCAUCUCAUUAAUUGAGUCGCGUUUGGCGGACGUCCAGGCCCAAUUAAUCAACCUCGAUAUCAACAGUGACUCGUUUGACGCAAUAUACGUUGUUUUUCACAUGCCAAUGGUGUACGGGUCGAUCUUGAUUGAAUCUGUACGUCGGCGAGAAUGGAAUACCAAGAUGAAGAACGACUCUGCAGCGUUGGCAGAGGAAAUGGCUGUCCUGCGGGACGAAGAGCAGCGUCGGAGAAAGAAAUGGUUGAAGAAUAUGGGUGAAUUUGUCUCGCUGCCCGAUUCCACAACUCUGAGCAUCGAGGUCAAUCUACAGGGACAGGAGCCCGAAUGGCCCGAGGUGUCUCGGAAGGAGGUAGAGGCCUAUAUCGAAGAUAUCAAAACCAAACCAGGCAUGGAUACUUUGGCUGAAGAGCUAUCCCAACUCUACAAGGAACUGGAUGCUCCAACCCGCCAACAGCGGCGCAGAGCCAAAGCCUUCAAGCAAGGUAGCGUUUUUGACAUGAGCCGAAGUUCUUUGCUUCUUAGAGGCGACGACAUGAUCCGAAGUCUGCAAGAAGAAAAGUCCAAACUGGAAGAACGUCUCAAGGGCUCCGACAGCCGUGUUCGCAAAUUGGAAGAUCUCCUCCACCGCCAGAGUCAACUGGGACGACCUGUAAGCGGGAAUUUCGGGAUCGACUUUCCUACCUCGCCAGCUUCACCUCUUCCCGACCCCCUUUCGAGGAGAUCCUCUGUCUCAUCGAGACGGAUGUCCUCCAACCAGUCUCCAGAAGACAAGGCCCUUGUUCAACGCAUUGCUCAGCUCGAAGCCGAGCUGGCCACCGAGAAAGAGACUGUGCAACGAAUGCAGAAGGAAGCCCACGCGGAACGCCAGUCCAACACAGAUAAGUUCCAGGAAGCACAGUCCACCAAGAAGGAUCUCAUGGAGAACCUCGAAGCUCGCCAGCAAGAGUUCGAUGUCGAGCGCAGGUUUCUGGAAGGAGAAGUCAAGAAGUACCGGCUCCGUGUCGAGGAAGUCGAGGAGGAACUCGACAGAACGAUGGAUGGCCACCAACAAGAACGACAGGAGACCGAGGAACAGAUCCGUAACCUGGAGAACGAACUGCAUGACGCCCGUAACGAGGUCGCGGAAGAGACCGAGAAGUUGACCAAUUUGAAUGAGGAAGUCAAUUCCCACAAGGCGGACAAAAUUCAUUUGCAAUCUAGGAUCGACGAAUUAGAAAAACAUGAAAAGGAACUGGCAAGGAAAGACCAGGAAAAUCUCAGUUCUUUACAGGCUAUCUACGUGAGCUUGUCUCCGGGAGGCUCUGCGCCGGCCGAUCAUGCUAGUCUUAUCAAAGCGAUCGAGGUGAUUUCCGAAGGCCUAUCGAUCCAUGUCAAGACUACAGAAGAGAAUCUGGCCAAGGCGCUCGCCGAAGGAAAAGAAUUCGAGGAACGUGUGUCCCAGAUGGAAGCCGCCGCGACUCAAGCCGAGAAGACCGUGACCGAGCGUGACGCCGAAAAUACCCAACUGAAGGCUGAGCUGGCCCAGGAGCAAUCCGUUUUGUCUACCGUCACGGCCGCAUUGAACGAGGAACGGUCGAGACUGAGUACCCUACAGUCUCAACUUGCCGCUGGCGAGACCGGUUCCGAUGCCCUCCGAGAACGUGUCGCUGAAGAACAACAGAAGCUGGCAGACCUGUGCGAGAGACUCUCAGAUGUCGAGUCGCAGGCCCGCCAAUCUGAAGCGGAGGUUUCUGCGUGGAAGGACAAAGUGAUCGCCCUGUCUGAAUCUGAGCAGCAAACCGCGGCUCUGAUGAGGGCGCGUGGCCUGCGGUCCGAGGACCUUUCCAAACAACUUCUGACGCAAGUGGAAAAGCUGGUACGGAUGCUCGAGCAGCUCGGAUUCACUGUUACACGGCAGGAUAACGUCAUCUCCGUUCAGAGGACAUCGAAAGUCAACGCUGCUUCUUCGACCUUGGGCGAGAGCAUGACACAAUCGACUGCAACCUCCGUGAAACCCGAUGCCGACCUCUUGAAUUGGGUCCGGGCACGAGACGCCGAGGAAGAAGCGACCAAGUUUGCGGCUUUUAUGGAGUGUCUCUCCCAGUUCGACGUGGAUACGUUCGGGGAGGCGGUGGUGAAACGGGUCAAGGACAUUGAGCUGCUUGCCCGGAAGUGGCAGAAAGAAGCGCGCGGUUACCGGGACAAGUAUCACCGCGCGCAGAGCGAGGCGCAUGAGAAGAUUGCCUAUCGCUCGUUCAAAGAAGGGGAUCUGGCCCUGUUCCUGCCAACUCGCAACCAGGCAAUCCGGUCAUGGGCGGCAUUCAACGUCGGUGCUCCGCAUUACUUCCUGCGCGAGCAGGACGUGCACAAGCUCUCGGCCCGGGACUGGCUGCUGGCACGGAUCACGAAGAUUGAAGAGCGUGUAGUCGAUCUCUCCAGGUCGAUGAGCGUCGCCACGAAUGCCGACCGGCGCUCGGUUGGCGGGAUCAGCGAUACCACUUCUUUCGACGAGGAGAACCCCUUUGAACUCUCCGACGGCCUGCGCUGGUACCUUGUCGAGGCGACGGAGGAGAAGAUCGGCGCGCCCACGACGCCGGGCCUAAGCAAAACAACGGUGGCCUCGGCGAAUGUCGACGUCCGGGGCAGCAUCCGCCUGAAACGGGCGGCGAACGGGGGUACCGUCGCGAAGACACUGACGCGCAGCCUGGACAGCCGCCGCAACAGCUCCACAUCGAAGAGAGGCCCGUCAACGCCCAACCCGCCGUCAUUACCAGCCGGGGAGUCGUCGGGGGGAGGAGAUCGAGUACGACCGGCCCCGGCGGAUGCUGCCACCUCAGCCUCCCAGCUCCGUGAGACGGCCCCGAUCUUCGACGAGGUUCGCAGAGAUCUUCUAAUGGGCCCUUGA